AUGUUCCCCGGCAGUCACCCACGCUAUCAAAGAAAUAAAACACAGGAGCCCGCCCCCCAAACCCUGGGUGGGCUGGCCUCUGGUGUGCACCCGUCGCCCUGUGCACUGACCUUCGCCGAAACGCUCGGUCUCCAGCAGAAGAAGGAGCAGAAACAGACGAAAAAGUCCGAACAGAGGCAGACGCAGGAGUCAGUGCAAAAGCAACAGCAGAAGACGGAAAAGAAGCAGAAGUUGAGGGAGAAGCCCGAGCAAAAGUCCGAUGAAAAGCAGGAGAACCCGGGCAGAAGCAGAUGCAGAUACAGAAGCAAUAGCCUGAGCAGAAGCGGAAGCACAAGCAGCAGGCCGCAGAGGAGAGGGCCGAGGCGUGCGGCGACGAGUGCGCCCACCCGAAGGCGCGGGUGA
Molecule: messenger RNA, 402 nt
Organism: Penaeus vannamei (Pacific white shrimp)
Lineage: Eukaryota; Metazoa; Arthropoda; Malacostraca; Decapoda; Penaeidae
Source: RefSeq, a predicted model, not a curated record